GCUCAGCAAGGGGUCCGUCCUUCUCUGUCACUGUCUCUUUUGCCUGUUGUAAUUCUGUCUGCCUCUCUGGGACUCUGCCUGUCUCACUCUUUCUGGCUGUGCCUCUCCUCACUCUUGUUCUUUCUGCCUGAAUCACAGCCCUCAGUCUUUCUGUCCUCAUGCAUUUGUCUUUGUGGCUCUUUCCGUUUUUCUGCCCUUGACACCAUCCCCUCUCCCAGUGCUUUCCCUUUACUUCCAGACCGCUUCAUGACUUAGGCAGGGAAACAGAGGCCAGGGCCUCUUUCCUGGCUUCCCUCUGCAUCUUACUGAGUAUGCAGGUCGGAAGAGCCUCGGGUCCUGCCGCUGCGGGUGGCCUAGAGCCAAAGGAAGGCGGAGCCCAUCGGGGCGGGAUUGGCCCUUAGGGCCACCUCAUAAAGCCUGGGGCGAGGGGCACGACGGCCUUGGGAAGGAGCCCUGUUGGGGCUGUUCGGUCUGACAGACCUCACAGACUCAGUCGGGCUCUGCAGUGUCAUGCCUGGGAGCCCCCGGCCCGCGCCAAGCUGGGCGCUGUUGCUGCGGCUGCUGGCGUUCCUGCGGCCCCCGGGGCUGGGCGAGGCAUGCAGCUGCGCCCCGGCGCACCCUCAGCAGCACAUCUGCCACUCGGCACUUGUGAUUCGGGCCAAAAUCUCCAGUGAGAAGGUAGUUCCUGCCAGUGCAGACCCUGCUGACACUGAAAAAAUGCUCCGGUAUGAAAUCAAACAGAUAAAGAUGUUCAAAGGGUUUGAGAAAGUCAAGGAUGUUCAGUAUAUCUAUACACCUUUUGACUCUUCCCUCUGUGGUGUGAAACUAGAAGCCAACAGCCAGAAGCAGUACCUCUUGACUGGUCAGGUCCUCAGUGAUGGAAAAGUCUUCAUCCAUCUGUGCAACUACAUCGAGCCCUGGGAGGACCUGUCCUUGGUGCAGAGGGAAAGUCUGAAUCAUCACUACCAUCUGAACUGUGGCUGCCAAAUCACUACCUGCUAUACAGUACCCUGUAUCAUCUCGGCCCCUAAUGAGUGCCUCUGGACAGACUGGCUGUUGGAACGAAAGCUCUAUGGUUACCAGGCUCAGCAUUAUGUCUGUAUGAAGCAUGUUGACGGCACCUGCAGCUGGUACCGGGGCCACCUGCCUCUCAGGAAGGAGUUUCUUGACAUCAUCCAGCCCUAGUAGGGACCAGUGACCAUCACAUCCCUUCAAGAGUCCUGAAGAUCAAGCCGGUUCUCCUCCCGUGCAGAGCUUUGGCCAUUACCACUUGACUUCUUGCUGCCAGCUAAUAGAAGUGCCAAGUGGAUGGUCUGGCCACUGUCAGGGCAGGGAAGGGGCCAUGACUUUUCUGCCCUGCCCUCAGCCUGUCGCCCCUGCCUCCUAAACCCCAUUAGUCUAGCCUUGUAGCUGUUACUGCAAGUGUUUCUUUUGGCUUAGUUUGUUUUCUAAAGCCAGGAUUAUUCUCUUUCCUCCCCAGGAAAACGUGUUUUCCUUUGUCUUAAUCAAUCUGGUAGGGGAGAAAUGGUGAAUGUCAUACAUAUGAGAUGGUAUAUCCUUGUGAUGUACAAUAUCAGAAGGUGGGUUGACAGCAUCAUAAACAGACUGACUGGCGGGAAUGAAAACAA
This is a messenger RNA of Piliocolobus tephrosceles (Ugandan red Colobus), 1628 nucleotides long. It is a transcript of the gene TIMP4, whose product is annotated as TIMP metallopeptidase inhibitor 4. Gene Ontology annotation, molecular function: metalloendopeptidase inhibitor activity; protease binding. Lineage: Eukaryota; Metazoa; Chordata; Mammalia; Primates; Cercopithecidae. The transcript has 5 exons. Bases 511 to 1185 code for a protein of 224 amino acids. Gene Ontology annotation, biological process: negative regulation of endopeptidase activity; negative regulation of membrane protein ectodomain proteolysis; response to cytokine. Gene Ontology annotation, cellular component: extracellular matrix. The record is from RefSeq and is a predicted model, not a curated record.